GGGGGAACUUCCGUUCUUUGUUCUGUCCCCGGUGUGUGGCUCUGUGACAGGGUCCAACAGGGCCUGGUCUGUGUCCGGCCCCCCAAAUCUGUCGUCCCUGCCCCCAGGUCUGUCUCUGGAGUGCAGUGGCACGAUCUCGGCUUACUGCAACCUCCGCCUCCCGGUUCAAGCGCUUCUCCUGCUUCAGCUUCCCGAGUGGUUAGGACUACAGGCGCCCGCCACCACAUCCGGCGAAUUUUUUUGUAUUUUUAGUAGAGACGGGGUUCCGCCCUUUUGGCCAGGCUGGUCUCCAACUCCUGGCCUCAAGUGAUCCUCCCACCUCAGCCUCCUAAAGGUCUGGGGUUACAGGCGUGAGCCACUGCACAUGGCCAUUCAUUGAGUUUCUGUGAUGCACUAGGUCUCUGUGAGGUGAAGGUCCAAGGAGAUAGAUUUUCAGCGAAUCACCUGAAGACUUAUAAUGGCUCAGCUGUGCAAUAAUGGCUCAGCUGUGCAAUGUGGAUCCCCUGCUGAAGUAGUUGGGAGCACAGUGUCUAGCAAGUUAGCUGACGGAACGUUAGAACUUUCUUACCCUGGGUGGAGGUGGACCUGAGAACCUACCAUUCCCUUUCAUCUCUCCACCCAUGCAGCGCAAAUACUAGUUGUGGUGGUGGUCUUAAUUGGUAUUUAUUAGCAUAUAAUAAGUAUUCUCUUUUUUUUCUUUUUCUCUAAAUGUCUUGAUUAGAAAUGAAGUUUAGGCUGGACUCGGUGGCUCAUGCCUGUAAUCCCAGCACUUUGGGAGGCUGAGGUGGGAGAAUCACUUGAGGCCAGGAGAUUGAGACCAGCCUGAGCAACAUAGUGAGGCUGCAUUUCUACAAAAAGAAUUUUAAAAAACUCAGCCAGAUGUGGCAGUGCACACCUUUAGUCCCAGCUCCUUGGGAGGCUGAGCUGGGAGGAUCACUUAAACUCAGGAGUUUGAGGCUGGAGUGAGCUCAAACUCACUGCACUCCAGCCUGAGCAGCACAGUCAGACCCUGUCUCACAUGGAAAAAAAAGACGUUUGCAUGAAUAUUUUAAAUUCCUUUUUUUCCCCUUAAUCACACAGCAUUAGCAUCAACAAAAGUCAGAAUUCCCGGGAACUUGAACAGAGGCUGCUAAAUUCCCAGUAAUUGCUCCUUUGGCCUUCUAGGGACUGACUUCAAAGAAGGAAGGAAAGAAUCAGGCAGUGCUUCCUCAUUCUCUUUUAAAACCCACUUCCCGCUGAGUCUGCACCCAGGAGACCAGAGAGCACCUUGCCCUUCCAUGGAAACUCAGGCCGAUCUCGUAUCUCAGGAACCUCAGGCCCUGCUUGACAGUGCUCUUCCUUCAAAAGUUCCUGCCUUUUCCGACAAGGACAGCCUGGGGGAUGAGAUGUUGGCGGCUGCACUCCUAAAGGCCAAGUCCCAGGAGCUGGUAACCUUUGAGGAUGUAGCUGUGUACUUCAUCCGGAAGGAGUGGAAGCGUUUGGAACCUGCUCAGAGGGACCUCUAUAGAGAUGUGAUGCUGGAGAAUUACGGGAACGUGUUCUCACUGGAUCAUGAGACCAGGACUGAAAAUGAUCAAGAAAUUUGUGAAGACACAAGAUCACAUGGGGUCCUACUGGGAAGAUUUCAAAAGGAUAUUUCUCAGGGUCUCAAGUUUAAAGAAGCCUAUGAACGAGAAGUCAGUCUGAAGAGGCCGCUGGGGAACUCCCCUGGAGAAAGAUUGAACAGGAAAAUGCCAGAUUGUGGUCAAGUGACAGUUGAGGAGAAGCUAACCCCCAGGGGAGAAAGAAGCGAGAAAUAUAAUGAUUUUGGGAACAGCUUCACUGUGAAUUCCAACCUUAUCUCACAUCAGAGACACUCCGUGGGAGACAGACCCCAUAAGUGUGAUGAAUGUAGCAAGAGCUUUAAUCGAACUUCAGACCUUAUUCAACAUCAGAGAAUCCACACUGGGGAAAAGCCCUAUGAAUGUAAUGAGUGUGGGAAGGCCUUCAGCCAGAGCUCACACCUUAUUCAGCAUCAGAGAAUCCACACUGGGGAAAAACCUUAUGAAUGUAGUGAUUGUGGGAAAACCUUCAGCUGUAGCUCUGCCCUCAUUCUGCAUCGGAGGAUCCACACGGGGGAGAAACCGUAUGAAUGUAAUGAGUGUGGGAAGACCUUCAGUUGGAGCUCCACCCUCACCCACCAUCAGAGAAUCCACACUGGUGAGAAACCCUACGCCUGCAAUGAAUGUGGGAAGGCCUUCAGCAGGAGCUCAACCCUUAUUCACCAUCAGAGAAUCCACACUGGAGAAAAACCCUAUGAAUGUAAUGAGUGUGGGAAAGCCUUCAGCCAGAGCUCACACCUCUAUCAGCACCAGAGAAUCCACACUGGAGAGAAGCCCUACGAAUGUAUGGAAUGCGGAGGAAAGUUUACCUACAGUUCAGGCCUUAUUCAGCAUCAAAGAAUCCACACCGGGGAGAACCCCUAUGAAUGUAGUGAGUGUGGGAAAGCCUUCAGGUAUAGCUCGGCUCUUGUUCGCCAUCAGAGAAUUCACACUGGAGAGAAGCCUUUGAAUGGGAUGGGCAUGAGCAAAAGCUCCCUCAGAGUUACAACCGAGUUAAAUAUCAGAGAGUCCACGUGAAAGAGCCACACACCCAUUUUCCUCACUUCCCCUGAGUCUCAAGAGCUCUUGCCUUACCCUAUAAAUCUCAGCAGCUUAGGAUGUGUCCCUUCCAACUCAGACCUUUCAUUUUAGAGAAUGGGGCAGAUGGGGCAAAUCGCUGAAUUUUCCCAGAAGUUGCACCAGCCUUAGAAAGCGACAAGGCAAGCGGAUGGCGUGCUGGGAAUAGAAGGCAGCUCUGGGACCAGUCGCCCCAUUUAGGAAAGAAGUUUGCACUAAACUGUUUUUCUCACAGCAGAGGAACCUUUCCAAAGUGGGGAUGGAAGCCCAGUCGGGACAGAAUUGGAUGGAUUCCUUUAGUUGGAAUCCGUGUAGUCAGCACAGACGGCAGUGGAAAGGACGCUCUGGGUCCUGUUAUUUGCUAGGGAGGGUAAAGGGAGACUAUUUCAAAGCUACUGUUCCUAGUCCAGCUUUGUUUCGAUAAGAAACAUGCUGUUUUGUUUCAUGAUUUCAUCAAUUAUGGAAAUUUGGCAUUGAGGGAUUGUUUUAUUGAGGGUAGAAGAGAUUCCAGAAUCAUCUGUGAUGAUGGUGUCCUUUAGGGCUCUUGGAACAGCCAGACCAUGUUUCCAAGAGAAACCUGGUGAUAUUGCCAGCAGACCCCCUGCCCUCCCCAGUUGUCCUGGGGCUGAAUGGGCAAAUCUAUCCGAACAGCUAGUAACCGGCUGUGAGGGAGAGGGUCAGAAGCACUUAGCGUUGGCCUCUGAGUCCUGUCCUUGCUCGUCCUCUUCCCACUCCAAUGAUGAAAAUGAUUUUCUCUAAAUGCCUGGGUAAGGAUGCUUUCAAGGCGCUCACUCGGCCUGCUUGCCCUGCCCUCUCACCUCUGACACCCAGCCCCAGGAGCCAGACCACUCCUGCCUCCACCUCUGACUCCAGCAGCUGAAGAUUAAUGCAGAUAAAGAGCAAAGCCCAAAAGGGAGAAAAAAAUAAAAAAGCGAAGCCAAGAGAAGGCAGGCUGUGCCUGAGCCUGGUGGCAGAGCUCGUUGCUGGGUGAGGAUGGCGCUCCCCAAGUUUUCCCAACCGACGGGAUGACCUUCCAUUGUGUUUUCCCAACCCUGCUCAUCCUGUAGCAUAAAUGAAGUGCACUAUUAAACAGAAUAGUUUUUCA
Messenger RNA from Pongo pygmaeus (Bornean orangutan), 3762 nucleotides. It is a transcript of the gene ZNF3, whose product is annotated as zinc finger protein 3. The transcript is spliced from 6 exons. Gene Ontology annotation, biological process: regulation of transcription by RNA polymerase II. Gene Ontology annotation, molecular function: DNA-binding transcription factor activity; RNA polymerase II cis-regulatory region sequence-specific DNA binding. Bases 1278 to 2618 code for a protein of 446 amino acids. Lineage: Eukaryota; Metazoa; Chordata; Mammalia; Primates; Hominidae. The record is from RefSeq and is a predicted model, not a curated record.